ACGGGGUUAAAGGUGCAGCCGCGUGCGUCAGCUGAUACGCAGCGCCGCGUCAGGAGCGCGCUCGCGUGCGUGCGGGAGGAGGGAGGCCGGUCCUGCGGAGCCGCAGCGUCCAGCAGCUUCCUGCAUCCGCCGACACUCCGCCGAGGCUCAUCCCGAUCAUGUGCCUCCCUGCCGGGCAGUGCGCGGCUCAGCUGAAGGAAGUCGGCCUGGUUUCCUUCCCCGCUGCGUUCACGGUCGCAUCCGGAGCUCCGCUUCCCUCCGCCAGUCCUGCGUUCUAGCUCCGCUCAGCGGGGCCCGGGAGCCCGGACGGUCACGGACGGAGGUGGCUUUGGUGGUCAACCCGGCAGGUCUCUGCGGCAGGUCGUGGAGGAGGCGCAGGAGGAGCGGGAGGCUGCCCCGAUGGACGCGCCCGCGCCAACUCUGAGCCCCGCCGUCCCGCCUUACGUCAAGCUGGGCCUGACGGUGGUCUACACCGUCUUCUACUCCCUCCUCUUCCUCUUCAUCUACGUGCAGCUCUGGCUGGUCCUGCGGUACCGACACAAGCGCGUCAGCUACCAGACCGUCUUCCUGUUCCUGUGCCUGCUGUGGGCCGCCCUGCGCACCGUCCUCUUCUCCUUCUACUUCCAGAACUUCCUGGCGGCCAACGCGCUGACGCCGUUCCCCUUCUGGCUGCUCUACUGCUUCCCCGUCUGCCUGCAGUUCUUCACGCUCUGCCUCAUGAACCUGUACUUCGCUCAGGUUGUUUUUAAAGCCAAGUCCAAGUAUUCUCCGGAGCUUUUGAAGUACAGGCUGCUGCUCUACGUGGUCUUCCUGGUCGUCAGCCUGCUGUUCCUGGUGGUGAACCUGGUCUGCGCCCUGCUGGCGAGGACGUCCUUCGCAGAGGCCAGAACCGUCGUGCUGGUGAGGGUGGCCAUCAACGACACCCUGUUCGUCCUGGGCGCCAUCUCGCUCUCGUUAUGCCUCUACAAGAUCGCAAAGAUGUCGCUGGCUAACAUCUACCUGGAGUCCAAGGGCACGUCCGUUUGCCAGGUGACGGUGGUCGGAACCGUGGUCAUCCUCCUGUUCGCGUCCAGAGCCUGUUACAACCUGGUGGUGUUGGGCCUCUCCGACAAGAACAUCAACUCCUUUGAUUUCGACUGGUACAACGUGUCCGACCAGGCAGAUUUACAGUCGACUCUGGGCGACAAAGGCUACAUCAUCUUUGGGGUGAUUCUGUUUGUGUGGGAGCUGCUGCCCACGUCGCUCGUCGUGUUUUUCUUCAGGGUUCGGAAGCCUGACCUGGACAGGAGCAGCUCCGGUCUUCCCGGUCACGUCUUCUCCUCCCGGGCUUACUUCUUUGACAACCCCCGGCGUUACGACAGCGACGACGACCUGGCGUGGAGCGUCAUGCCUCAGAACAUCCAGGCCAGCCUGGCAGCCGACAGUUACGAGUGGGGGAGUCAAAGCAGCGGAAUCGGCGCUUACAUAGGAGGUGACGACAGUUACACCUUCACUCCUCCUCCUCCUCCUCCAGAGGAGCUGAGCCCCUAUUGAGCCGAUCCUCCUCCUGUGUGUUUUUGCACAGUUUGGUUGACAGAUUUGCCAGUAGAAGACCCCCCCCCCCCCUCCCCCACAGGGAUGGGACCAUUGUGUUGCACUCUCCUGUCUUAAACUUCUUUAACUGUAUAGUUCAUAUUGAAUACAAAUUAACAUAUUUCCGUCUAUGCAAAUGUACUGUAUUUUAUUAACUGUUGAUCAAAACUGUUUUUCUGUUGAUUUAAAAAAAGAUUAUUAAUAUGAAAAGUUCAAAUUCUGUCACAAAUUUUAAAUAUAUAUUUGAAUAAAUCGACUUCGGCUGAGGUUUUUAUACAUUUCCAUGUGCUUUUUAAAAAAAAUCAUUUCACUCAUUGAUUCAACUUCACUUAUUGUUAAAAAAAAGACAAACGUUUCUCAUUAGAUGCACUGCAGCACUUUUGAAUGUAGAAUCGGCUCCCAGCUCUACCAACCUGGACUUUAAGGUGUUUCUAACGGCAGUAAAUAAAUAUAUUUUACAUUGA
Messenger RNA from Oryzias latipes (Japanese medaka), 2036 nucleotides. It is a transcript of the gene gpr137ba, whose product is annotated as G protein-coupled receptor 137Ba. Gene Ontology annotation, cellular component: lysosomal membrane. Gene Ontology annotation, biological process: negative regulation of bone resorption; regulation of autophagy; positive regulation of TORC1 signaling. The record is from RefSeq and is a predicted model, not a curated record. Lineage: Eukaryota; Metazoa; Chordata; Actinopteri; Beloniformes; Adrianichthyidae.